AAAUAUGACCAUACGCACAAAUGUGUUUGUACUGGUGUUUGCCCUGGUUGGAACAAUUCUGUUACUAGUUGUAAUCGAUUUUAGACGCAGAAACGUUACAUGUCUGUGUGAAACUCCAAAACAAGAAGAGAAAUAUACACCAAGUUAUGAUUUGCAGAUCAAUGAAAACCAUGAUGUCAAAUAUGAGCCAAAUACAAAUUUUGACGUCAUUUCACAUAAUUCACCGCGACAUUCCAGUACAGUAACAUGGGCAGUACGAUAUAUGACGUCAGAUUCAGCGAAGGAGUUCAUGCGUUUAAUAUAUCACCUAAAUGUGUUCCAAAAACCGCGCUUUUAUUGCAACAGUUUUCGAAGAGUGGGAAGUCAACUACCUAAAGACGGGGGCUGGUUUGUCUGUUUUGACGAUAAGAUUCGACCAACCGAUUCCAAUCAACAAUGUAUUGUGUACUCAUUCGGGAUUGGUCUACCUGAUCACAAGCACUCUGAACAAGUAUGGUUCUACAAUACUGGCCUCGAUGCAUACAACUCGGAUGACGUCAUCCGAACCCUUAAAGGCCAGCAACAGCAUUGGAAAAUGCGAUCCUUUGACGAGAUAUUAAAAGAAAACGGUCACACCAAUAGAAUCAUUGACUAUUUGAAGUUGGACAUCGAGAAAUCGGAAUACGCCACAAUCCCACAGAUGUUGCAAACCGGGUCUCUAGAAAACGUGAAACAACUAGCAUUCGAGUUUCACAUAUUUGCAAUAGGAAAUGACAAUGAAGAGGAAAUGUACAAUGCAAUAAAUGAGAACAUAUUAAAGGCUCUGAAGACUCGUGGUUUCCUUUUAUGGCACAUUCACGAAGUACCCUACUCACGGCGCAG
Molecule: messenger RNA, 861 nt
Organism: Saccoglossus kowalevskii
Lineage: Eukaryota; Metazoa; Hemichordata; Enteropneusta; Harrimaniidae
Product: putative methyltransferase-like protein 24
Source: RefSeq, a predicted model, not a curated record